GUAGGAGACACAUGACCCUUUUGUGACAACAAUCAAAAAAUUUUUGACGUUGUCUCUCCUGCUUUUGGGUGAAAUAAUUAUAUUUAUCACACCUACAGUCACUGUUACAUUGACAGUCAAAUAGAUAAGAAGGCGUUAACUGAGGUUAUAAAAGCAGUCUGGGUCAACAGAGUUGUUGCAUAUGGAAGUAGAGGAGAUGGAAGAUGAAGGACCUUCGAUCCAGAGUGAACCUCCACACAGUGAAGAUCUCCAGUUGGAACAGCGGGAAUCACUGCAUCUGGAGAGCUUAGCCCCUGCAGAGAACAUGUUUGUGGAUAAGCAAGCUGUGGACAAACUCAGAGAGGGAUUACUCUCUCACUACCUACCAGAUCUACAGAACUCUAAACGAGCCCUCAAAGAACUCACACACAAUCAGCUCAUAUUGUUAGACACACUGGACCAAGAAGUCACCAAGUUCAGGGAAUGUAAUGGCUUACUGGACCUCAGUUCACUGUUCACAGAGGCGAAGGUUUACCACAAUAAACUGGUAAACAUUAGGAAAGAGAUGAUAAUGCUUCACGAAAAAACAACAAAACUGAAGAAAAAAGCUUUGAAGCUGCAGCAACAGAAGCAGAAGGAGGCGCUGGAGAAGGAGCAGCAACGUGAGAAGGAGCUUGAGAGAGAAAGGCAGCUUGUUGCCAAACCUGCGAAAAGAACGUAGGAUCCCCAAGUAUGUCUGGCUGCUAUAUUAAUUGACCAUACAGGUGCUUUAGCCAAUUUAUCUCAUAUCAACUAUACGUUAAAAUGGCUGCUGACCAUUUUCCAGUGCAGAUAUUUUAGAUUUUUUUAACAAAGAUUAUUUCUUGCCUAUUUUAGGCCGUUAUUAUUAUUAUUAUUAUUGUUAUUAUUAUUAUUAAAUACAGGAGGGAACCAAAGUGAGGGUGGAGGAAGGAGAUAUGAGAUACAGCUAAGAUUUCCAACCAGAUCCAGGCAGCAAUUCAUUUUGGUAUUGUAUUAAAAUAUACUUAAAACGUGCAUUAUACACGUAAUUUAUCACGCUGUAUAUAAUAUGUUGUAGACAUGAUUUUUACAUUGCUUUAUUGCCUAUCUCAAGCAGGGUUUUUGUCCCAGUGGGUUUUUGAAAGUACAGACCAUUUUAAUUGGAAUUGUGGUGUUAGAAAUCAACUUGAAUCCGUCUGUUUACCACCUACUGAAAUACCUUUUAUUUUUUCUUCUGGGAGACAAUUUAUGCUUAGAAAU
Molecule: messenger RNA, 1239 nt
Organism: Etheostoma cragini (Arkansas darter)
Lineage: Eukaryota; Metazoa; Chordata; Actinopteri; Perciformes; Percidae
Gene: bloc1s6
Product: biogenesis of lysosomal organelles complex-1, subunit 6, pallidin
Exons: 6
Coding region: 182-700 (172 amino acids)
Biological process (GO): intracellular transport
Cellular component (GO): transport vesicle; BLOC-1 complex; extrinsic component of membrane
Source: RefSeq, a predicted model, not a curated record